AUUGAGUAGUACGCCACCAGUGGAUGAUAACGAUGUGGAUAUACCACCAAACCACACAAGUACGGUAGUUUGCAACUCUGUCGUUGUAAAUUUUGGGCCAUGGAGAUAAUUCCGCGAUCUCUGUGCCAUAACGCCACAGAUCUCAACUGGGAUCAAUCAGAUGGUUGUGGAAAGUAACCCGACCUGAGCAGAGACAAUUACAGUCCUCCAAGAUUUUGUUGGUGGGUCUUCGGACUUAUGAGGCUGGUUGUCUUCGAAUCGAAACACGGAGACUAAAUUUAUUUGCAGUAAUUAUGGUCUUGCUCCUCAAGUCCGUCUCCCCACACAGUCUUCCUUCGCUAAAUACCCCGCACCCGUCGUCGAUUUUCUGCACCUUCAGGCCUCUUCAAGUCACAUUUUCCCUCUAUUUGUUCCUGACAUAUUCUCCCUCUGUCAGAAUCUAGAUCUGCAGAUCACUGAUCAGGUACCAUGUCCGCCGCUGUAGCUCGGGGUGACGAGUCACAUCUGUCCCGCAAUGCCAGACCCAAACCCAAACCCAAAAGAGACUCAAGCAGCAGCCAAACGGCCAAGAAACGCGAGCUUGAUAGAAUAGCCCAGAAGAAGAGCAGGGAACGAGUGAGAAACCGGAUGCUGGAGCUCCAAGAAAAACUGGAGAGGUUGCAGAGUGAUGACAAACAGAAGCAGAUUACAGAUCUGCUGAAGGUGGUGGAUGAUCUGAAGAAGGAAAAUGAGAGACUGCGGGAUACGGUGGAAAAGAUUAGAGGAUUGGUCAACAGUACCAAUGAUAUGUCUUCUUUGAGCUCGGGCAGCCGCCCCAAGAAACGGGACUCCGCACCUAAGAGCACCAUAGGCACAAAUGAACUUCAAGUCAGGUCAGACAUAUGUAACGAUAGUAGGUCUUCGAUGUGCUGGGAUAUGAAUUCAAGCAGCGAGUCACCAGAAGCAAUCGAAAUCGAAGAUCAUGCUGAACCGGCUCCUUUGCAUUCGGAUUCUCAAAUAAACUCGACUUUUGAUGUCUUCGACAACCCGCAGACCAAUGCCAAUUCCUACCUCUUCCUUUCCUCGUUGAACGGCCUCACGUCAUUCGAAAGCUCAUUGGCAUGUGGAACACCAGGCCAACCUAUUUUGCUCCCCAUCAAGUCAACCGUCGUUCCAGAUAUCGAAAAGUGGCACACCUCGAAUAACGCCUUCGUAUUCGGCAUCGACAGCGGAAAAAGUAGUCCCCUUCAGACCAAAAGCAUCAAUUCUUCUUCUGCUUAUCAAAGGAUCCUCUGGGGUUGCGAAAAGUCUCAACAGACGGAUACGGAGCACCCAUUCUGGUUGGCACUUCGGGAAAUCGACCAAAGAGUAUUUGGCGAUUGGAAAUCAAAAGCGCAGAAGAUUGCAAUGAUGUUUGUAGCUCAUAGAAUGUUACUGUAUCAAAGCAACCCAUGCAAGGAAACGUUUGAUAGAAUACCAACGUUCAUGAGACCAAGACCAAGUCAGGAGAGGACUCAGCAUCCAGCUGUGGUUGACUUCCUCGUGUGGCCCGGCCUUCGUGACAGACUCGUAUUCAGUCACAAACACUACACAUCGACGGGAGACUUUUCUGCAGCAUUUUGUGAGAACCUGCAUUUUCAUUGGCCCUUCUCGGAUGACGAUAUCUUAAUAUUCGACGAAGAGAUCCAAGACUAUAAAUUCAGUCCACUUUUUGAGAAGUAUGCGUUUGAUCUCAAAAACUGGACGAUGGAUGAUGACUUCUUCGAGAAAUUUGGAGAGAUGAGGUAUGACAUUCCUGCUACCAAGUGUGAGAAUGGACUGGAGAAGCUGUUUGAUUAUAUGCCUAUGACUGCAUGAAGUUGGGCGCGCUGGGGGUUUUGGGGAGUGGGCAUCAGAGUAGACUUAGAGG
Messenger RNA from Mollisia scopiformis, 1888 nucleotides. RefSeq lists its product as uncharacterized. The record is from RefSeq and is a predicted model, not a curated record. The coding region runs from base 469 to 1836 and encodes 455 amino acids. The transcript is spliced from 4 exons. NCBI's taxonomy places the organism in Eukaryota, Fungi, Ascomycota, Leotiomycetes, Helotiales, Mollisiaceae.